Molecule: messenger RNA, 3249 nt
Organism: Heteronotia binoei (common prickly gecko)
Lineage: Eukaryota; Metazoa; Chordata; Lepidosauria; Squamata; Gekkonidae
Gene: RBMS2
Product: RNA binding motif single stranded interacting protein 2
Exons: 14
Coding region: 106-1323 (405 amino acids)
Cellular component (GO): cytosol; nucleus; ribonucleoprotein complex
Molecular function (GO): poly(U) RNA binding; mRNA 3'-UTR binding; poly(A) binding
Source: RefSeq, a predicted model, not a curated record
GUGUGUGUGAGUGUGUGCGUGUGUGUCUCUCUCUCUGUCUCUCUCUCUCUCUCUCUUCCCCCCUCUUCCCCCUCCCUUCCCAAGCUCUCUAACAUUAAAGCGAAAAUGCUCCUUUCUGUGCCUCCUCGUGCAGGGAUCGCCACUUUUGGCUACAACAAAAGCAACAAGAAGCAGCCUUAUGUCUCAGUGGCUCAACAGAUGGCACCCCCAAGUCCUAGUGGCAGCAGCAACAACAACAGCAGCAGCAGCGGGCCAGGUGGCGGAGGUGGCGGUGGGGACCAGCUGAGCAAAACCAACUUGUACAUCCGGGGUCUGCACCCAGGUACCACAGACCAGGACCUUGUCAAGCUGUGCCAACCGUAUGGCAAAAUUGUCUCUACCAAGGCCAUUCUAGACAAAACGACCAACAAAUGCAAAGGAUAUGGCUUUGUGGAUUUUGACAGCCCCACAGCAGCCCAGAAGGCUGUGACUGCACUGAAGGCUAGUGGGGUACAGGCCCAGAUGGCCAAGCAACAGGAGCAAGAUCCUACCAACCUAUACCUGUCAAAUUUGCCUCUGGGCAUGGAUGAGGCUGAAUUGGAGUCAAUGUUGAAGCCAUUUGGACAGGUCAUCUCUACACGCAUCCUGCGUGAUGCUAAUGGCACCAGCCGGGGAGUUGGCUUUGCCAGGAUGGAGUCCACAGAAAAAUGUGAAGCCAUCAUCACCCACUUCAAUGGCAAAUAUAUCAAGACACCCCCAGGGGUCCCAGCACCCCCAGAUCCACUGCUUUGCAAAUUUGCUGACGGCGGCCAGAAAAAGCGUCAGAAUCAGGGCAAAUAUGUGCAGAACGGACGAGCUUGGCCACGGGAAAGUGACACGGGUGGGAUGACCUUGACUUACGACCCUACAACAGCGCUGCAGAAUGGGUUCUACACAACACCUUAUAGUCUGGCUCCCAACAGGAUGAUUGCCCAGACUGCGCUCUCCCCCUAUCUUCCAUCACCUGUUUCCUCCUACCAGGUUCACAGCCCAUCAUGGAUGCACCAUCAGUCGUACCUCAUGCAGCCCACGGGGACAGUGCUGACCCCAGCCAUGGACCAUGCAAUUUCCAUCCAGCCCACCUCCAUGAUGGGGCCCCUAACCCAGCAGCUGGGCCAUCUGUCUCUCAGCAGUGCUGGCACAUAUAUGCCAGCGGCAGCAGCUAUGCAAGGAGCCUACAUCCCCCAGUACACACCCGUGCCUUCCUCUAGCGUUGGAGUUGAGGAGAACAGUGGCCAGCAGAGCCAUGUGACAGUGGAGUCCCCAUCGGAUCAUGCUGCCUACUCAUAUCAGUACAACAAGUAACAGGUAAGGGGCUGGGGCCGGAGCCCUGCAGGGAUGGUCUCAGUGGGCACAGCGGAAGGAGGAGGGAUGGGACUCCCACCUGCAAGAGACCCUUUUCUGCUUGUGCCAGCGCUGAUCACAGCUGGGUCCAGCCUGGUCCUGCCACCCGCCCUGGUAAUGGCUUCCGUUUUUCAUCCUUCUAGCAUAAUCGAGUGGCUCAGCCCUGAGCAAUCACUUCAAGGGAGACAACUUCGGUGUUUUUGUUUUUGUUUUUUUUAAUUUGUGCUGCAUAUAGAAGAUGGAACCAUUUUUUUUCCUGCAAAGAAAAAUGUUGUUGGUUGUUUUUUUUUUUAACAGAAGAAAAUAACCACAAUAGACUUUUGACAUCAAGGAACCAAAGGAGGUUAGAGUGGGGAUGGAAAAGAAAAUGCUCCCCACCCUUAAAUGUACAGAUGGACUAAGGACUAUUUUAAUAUGAGGAAACCAUUUUUGGGCAUGUACAUGUGUGCUUCUGCGUUUACUUUCAUAACAGCAAAGUCAAGCGUUUUGGAGGCCACCGAGUCCCCAGAGAAGAACAAUAUAUAUGUGUGUGUGUGUAUAUAUAUGCACACAUAUAUUUUUCCUCUCUCUUUUGGAAAGAUUGCUCCGCGCCUCUGAGAGGAAAUGUUUGCUCCUUUGAUUUUUUUUGUUUUCUUUUGUUGUUUAAAAAGUCUUUUUUUAAAGGACAGAUAUGCAAAAGUGUUUGAAUAUUUUUCGUUGUUUUGUAAGAAAACACUCUGAGAAAAGCCCCACCUUGCAGCAGUAGGAUAAAAAUCAAUGCAGACUUUUUUUCUUCUUCGGUGGGAUGGGAGGGGGGAGGGAUUUUGCUUUGAAAGGAUUUAUUUUAUUAUUUCAAGAGGGUAAUUUUUUUUUCUAAAAAAGACAAAUUUACAAAAAAACAAAAAAGGAAAUCUACAAAAAAAUCAACAAAAAAGGAAAUUUACAAAAAAAAAUGAACUUUGAAUGGCAGCAAGAGGGGUUUUAAAUGAAACCUGUCAGGAUGGAGGGUGAGGAUGUGGCUGGUGGCAUCCGGUGAACUGAGACCUUUUUAUUUUUUGGCAUCAACUCUGCCCCAGCCAAAAAAAGAGAGAGAGAAACAGAGUUUGCUCCAGACCUCGAUUUCUGUCCUCCACCCUGUCCAAUGGGACCGGUUCUUGCUGGAUGCUUUGGACUCUGAUUUGAGCUUCUGCGCAGAUCCUUCUUUGCUUCCACAUGGAUCUUCCCCUCGCCUCUCCCCCACGCCCUGGAUCUGGGGAACAAUAAACUGAUUGAGGAAUCUGCUGCCAGUGAUGUGUCGUUGCUUCUGGAUUCUUGGACAUUGAAUGGACAUGUUGCCAGCUGCAGCGCUUCGCCCCUGGGACACAGACAUACACACACACACAGUGCCUUCUGCCGCCUGCGGUCCGGACUGUGCUGCCGUAUGCCCAUCUCCAAUUCCUGCAUGCGUGUCAAGCCCAGGUGCACAGUGCAUCUAUUCUCUUGACAAGCCCGUUGGGGGGCAGGCGAUGAAACUUCUGACUGGCAGGGACUGGGGGAGGUCUGUUCCGGUUGCUUUAAACAAAACAAAACAAAAAAACCAGGGAGCAUCUAGCACCUUGCAGGGGAUGGCUGUGCUUCCCCCACCCCACCCCAAACAGAGAUCCUAGUUACUAUGCACGUCCCCCCACCCCAGCCCUUGGUUGCUGGCUCCCCAGAUUCGCAAUAGCAGGAGACUUAUGUGCAAUAAUCCGUCCCUUCCUACAGCGCGUUUCUCUGGAGAGCCUCUUGAAGGUACCAAGUGCUUUAGACACCUCUGCAUGUUUCCUCCCUGUUUCUCCUUCCCCCACCCCUCCCCAGUUGCUUCCCCCAACCUAAUGGUGCUAAAAAAAGUCUUACCUUCUCCAACAUCAUAAAAUCUCCCCAACCCGG